AUGUCGUUUUCCACUAUCAAGAAAAUUAAAUGGAAUUUCAACCCUCCAACUGCUGCAUGGUGGGAGCGGAUGAUUCGCAUGCUAAAAGAAAUGCUAAGGAAAAUUUUGGGCCGAAAAAGUAUGGAUUAUGAAGAAUUGGAAAUUCUUAUAUGUGACUGUGAAGCUACAAUAAAUCCCAGGCCUCUCACAUAUAUUGAAGAUAAUUCAGAAGGUCGAAGGCCAUUGACACCUGAUUGUUUCUUGCAAGGCAUUCCUAGUAGUGAUAAAACUGAUUUAUACGAAAUCGACAGUAAAAGCCUAAAUAAAAGAUUACGUUUUAUUCAAAAACUACGGCAUGAUUUAAGAACGAGAUUUCGCAACGUAUGCUUAGCAAUGUUAGUGCAUAAAGGUCGUCACACCCGAAAUGAAUCUUUGAAUGUUGGAGAUAUAAUUCUCCUCGAAACUGAUGGAAAACGCCUUCACUGGCCCUUAGGAAUUGUAACUGAAGUCCUCCCUGGAGCAAAUGGACAUUCAAGAGUCGCCAGAAUAAGAACAGCUCAAGGGAAAAAAAUUAAGACCAUUCCAGAGACUUUAUUCCUUGGAAAUCGGAAGUUCUGA
This is a messenger RNA of Argiope bruennichi, 597 nucleotides long. RefSeq lists its product as uncharacterized. The record is from RefSeq and is a predicted model, not a curated record. NCBI's taxonomy places the organism in Eukaryota, Metazoa, Arthropoda, Arachnida, Araneae, Araneidae. Bases 1 to 597 code for a protein of 198 amino acids. Gene Ontology annotation, molecular function: nucleic acid binding. The transcript has a single exon.